AUGAAGAGCAUUUUCUUCGUCGACGUCGUCUUUGUAAUAGGCUUCUCCUUGGUCAAGUUGCCCGAUGAAGCACUGAAUUAUUUCCAAUCCGAUACUGCUGACGUUGUUUUUGUUGUCGAAGGAAAGAAAAUCCACGCGCACAAAACAGUUCUGAUAUUGCAAUGCGCCGUUUUCGAGACGAUGUUCCAGGGUGAUUGGAAGGAGAGCCACGAAAGGGAGCAAAUGAUCGAGAAUCACAGCUACGAUGUAUUUUACGCCUUCUUGAAAUACUUCUACACCAACGAGGUUGAUUUUCAGCCAGAUUUGGCUCUAGAAAUUUUCUCCUUGGCCCACUUUUAUCUGAUGUCUGAUCUGCAAAAGGAGUGCUUGCAAAUUAUCAAAAGAGGCGUAACUGUGGAAAAUGCAGCUUCAAUUUACGACAAAGCAAUUCAACUUGCUACCGAGGAACCUAAGGAGUUCGUUUUCAGUUUCUGCUUAGAGAACAUGACUGCUGUUGUGAACAGUGAUGGCUUCAAGCUCUUGAAGGAUGAUGUCGUGAGAGAUUUCAUUCUUCGUGCUGCGCAGCAAGGAGUGUUUAAAAAAUGA
Messenger RNA from Cloeon dipterum, 585 nucleotides. Its product is annotated as RCC1 and BTB domain-containing protein 1-like. The record is from RefSeq and is a predicted model, not a curated record. Gene Ontology annotation, molecular function: protein binding. The coding region runs from base 1 to 585 and encodes 194 amino acids. The transcript has 5 exons. Lineage: Eukaryota; Metazoa; Arthropoda; Insecta; Ephemeroptera; Baetidae.